Molecule: messenger RNA, 585 nt
Organism: Pipistrellus nathusii (Nathusius's pipistrelle)
Lineage: Eukaryota; Metazoa; Chordata; Mammalia; Chiroptera; Vespertilionidae
Source: the annotation of a GenBank genome assembly
AUGAAGCUGAGGACGGGGUCCUUCCUGUGGUGCCUCUACCUGGACAAGCUGUACUGCCUGCUGUCCGUGAGGAACGUCAGGGCCCUGGUGGAGUACUUCCGCCUGCUGGACGCGCACCGCAGCCGCACCCUCAACGAUGUGCUGUUCUACCACUUCCUUCAUCACGUGACUAACUGGACCAGGAGACAGAUCAUGAAUGUGUUCAACAUGCUGGACUGGGAGGCUGUGGGCGAGAUCGGCUUUGACCAGUUCUACAUGCUGGUGUGCAUCGUGCUGGCGCACGAGAACCACCUGGAAGAGCAGUUCAUCUUCCGGCACUCGCGGCCGGUGUUCGAGCUGCUGGACCUGGACGGGGAGAUGAGGAUCGGCGCGGAGAGCUUCCAAAAGUACGACUUCCUCUUCAACAUCAAAAAGCACGACCUCCGGGAGUUCUACCGGGACUUCGACAUCACCGGGGACUGCCACCUGAAUUACAAGGAAUUUAAGCUGUUUACCAUCUCCACCAUGGACAAGUACCAGGAGAAGCAGAAAGAAGAGAAUGAGAAUGAGGAAAAGAAGUCUCUGCUCUCGGAAUCUACCGCAUAA